Messenger RNA from Thalassophryne amazonica, 5547 nucleotides. RefSeq names its product dual oxidase (gene duox). The record is from RefSeq and is a predicted model, not a curated record. Gene Ontology annotation, cellular component: plasma membrane; NADPH oxidase complex. Gene Ontology annotation, biological process: defense response; superoxide anion generation; response to oxidative stress. Lineage: Eukaryota; Metazoa; Chordata; Actinopteri; Batrachoidiformes; Batrachoididae. Gene Ontology annotation, molecular function: peroxidase activity; superoxide-generating NAD(P)H oxidase activity; calcium ion binding.
ACACACACACACGCAUGAAUAUAGAGAUGCACCUGCAAAAUGCAUGCAUCAGCAUGUUUCCAUGCACAUCACAGAAGGUUUAAAACCUUUAAUAUCAAGUCAAGCUCUCAAAUUCAAAGUGUCAACUUGCAUCAGUGAAAGAGAAAAGGACUAAAUCCUGCAUAAGCCUCCUUACCUGACGGUGGAGAGGUGAUGAAUGAAGAGGAGGAGUGAAGUGUGAAUGCCUGAGAGGAAUGCACACGUCUUUUAUACCAUGGCUGUCCUUUGUGUCAUUGAGGAGGAGGAUGGAAAAGAGGUGUGCUGCUCAGACGAGGGCCGUUCCCAUUUGGGCAACACAGAUCACAAACAGUGUGCGAUAAGCUGAACAACACACAUUGGCUUCAGUGUUGCACCAUCCAGCCGUCCACAUUAUCACUCAGCUGCUGUGAUUCUGCACCACCUCUGCAGCGGGCUGAGCUGAGGAGCGUCUCUUGCAUCAAUGGAUUUACGUCAGCAAGUCUGGAAUGCGUAUGCAGUGGUUGGUUUGGUACUCUUUGUGGGUAAAUAUUGUGACUGUGAGACACAAUGGGAGGUUCCUCGCUUUGAUGGCUGGUACAACAGUUUGGGAUCUCCCAGAAGAGGUGCUGCGGGAUCUCACUUGGCGCGCAUUCUGCCUGCGCAGUACUGGGACGGAGUCUACCAGCCGGUGCAGGAGCCUCAGGUGCCAAACGCCCGGAGACUGAGCCGCCUGCUGACCGAGGGGCCCUCCGGCCUGCCCUCAGCGCGCAAUCAGACUGUGCUGGCGCUGUUUUUUGGUUAUCAUGUUGCUUUUGAAAUUUUUGACUCAAGAACUUGUGGGUGCCCACCUGAGUUCAUGAACAUCCCAGUCCCAAAGGGCGACCCUGUCUUUGACCCCAUGGGCACCGGUAAAGUCCUGCUUCCCUUCCAUAGGGGACCAUGGGACAAAGAAACCGGACAGAGUCCCAGUAACCCUCGCAUACAGGUCAAUAUGGUGACAGCUUGGAUAGACGGCAGCUCCAUCUAUGGCCCCUCCACAUCCUGGUCCGACUCUCUGAGAAGCUUCUCUGGGGGUCUCUUAUCUUCAGGCUCAGACUGGAACAUGCCAAAACUAGGAGCGGGGGGCAAUAUGAUGUGGAGCGCUGCUGACCCGUCUACAGGGGAGCACAGACCCCAGGGCCUCUAUGAGAUGGGAAAUACCUGGGCCAAUGAGAAUGUGUUCACAGCAGCAGAGGGGAUUAUCUGGUUUCGCUACCACAAUUACAUCGCCUCCAAACUGCACGAGAAACACCCAGAGUGGUCAGAUGAAAAGCUGUUUCAAAAUGCCAGGAAGAUUGUGGUGGCAACAUUCCAGAAUAUUGCUGUGUACGAAUGGCUGCCGGGAUACCUCGGGGACAAAAAGCUUCCUCCUUACCCAGGUUAUCAGAUGUUUGUUGAUCCGGGAAUCUCUCCUGAGUUCCAGGUUGCCGCCAUGCGAUUUGGUAUUACUAUGGCCCCACCUGGUGUUUACAUGAGAAACAGAACCUGCCAUUUUCGAGACGUAGUCAACAUAGACGGGAGUGUUUCUCCAGCUGUGCGUCUUUGCAACAGUUUUUGGAGACGUCAGAAUGAGAACUCACAGUCCAGCCAGGAUGUAGAUGAUCUCAAGGGCAUGGCUUCCCAGAUUGCUGAGAGAGAAGACAAUGUUGUUGUAGAAGAUCUGAGAGACUUCAUGUACGGCCCUCUGAGGUUCACUCGCUCAGAUCUGGUGGCCCUGACUAUCCAGAGAGGGCGAGACUUUGGGCUUCGUAGUUAUAUGGAGAUCAGAAAAGCUCUGCAUCUCCCUCCUGUAAAGACAUUUGCGGACAUAAAUCCUGAACUCAACAGCACUAACCCACAGUUGCUCCACAAUAUUGCACAUCUGUAUGACGGAGAUAUCUCCAAACUUGAGCGGUUCCCGUGGUGGCUUGUGGAGUCUGUUGAUGGUCUAGGUCCGGUUUUCUCCAUCAUCCUGGACCUUGAACGCAUUCGGAACGGUGAUCGUUUCUGGUUUGAGAACAGGCAAAAUGGUUUGUUCACAGGAGAGAUACAGAAGAUCCGCAACCUAACGUUUCAUGAUGUCCUUGUUGCAGUAACCAGUGCUGAGGAUGCCGAAAUACAGAACGAUGUGUUCUUUUGGAAGGAUGGUGACCCUUGUCCUCAGCCCACACAAGUGAACAUAUCAAUGCUCUGUCCAUGCAUUAACGCAACCAAACUUAAUUACUUUGAUGGAAGCAAAGCUGGCUUUGGAAUAUUUGUCAUUGUUCUCUUCCUCUUUCCAGUUGUUUGAUUACUUCACCUUCACAGUGAGUUUCUUGUGGCCUGUAUGGUGGCAUAUCUCCGCAAGUACCGGUACAGGAGGUUCCAGAGGAGACGAAAGCUCAGAGAGGACAGAGGAUUUGCUGUGGGCAUUGCAGCGCAUGAGUGGCAGGGCCAUAAAAAAUCUCUGCAUCCAGUCAGUGUGGAGGUCGAGAAACAGAAACUGCAGGUCUUUGACAGAACUGGUUCCUCUCUUCGCUGCCUCAGUCUGGGUAAUCAGGAAUAUCUGGAUGUCCUAGUCUCCAAUGACCGUCAUCGUAAAGCUCUGCUACUCAAAGUACCAAAAGAGUACGAUCUGGUGUUGUUUUUUGAUGAUGAGAGCAAACGUACAGCAUUUGUCAAGCAGCUGCAGCCAGAACUGGCAGACAUCAGGCAGGAGAUUAGAGUGAAGGAGAUGAGAGAGCGGGAGCUGCUGAAGGAGGCUUUAACCAAAGAACAGAGAGCUCAGAUUGUGGAGACUUUCAUCAGAAAUGCUUUCUCUAAGGUCUUGGAGAUAGAGAAGUGUGACGCUGGGGAUUUGAGUGGCGUUUCCCACAAGAAGGCGAUGGAGGUUCUCCAGUGUGAGUUGACAGCGUCAGAGUUUGCUAACGCUCUGGGGCUUAAACGCAACUCCUUAUUUGUGGACUCCAUGUUCACACUAGCUGAUAAAGAUGGCAAUGGUUACCUCUCCUUCCAAGAGUUCCUUGAUGUGAUGGUCAUCUUCAUGAAAGGGUCUCCUGAGGAAAAAUCUCAACUGAUGUUCUCCAUGCACGACAUCGGCAGAAAUGGCUUCUUAUCCAGAGAAGAAUUUUCCAGGAUGCUCAGGUCAUUCAUUGAAAUCUCCAACGGCGCUUUGUCAAAGACACAGGUGGAUGAGGGCAUCAAGGUCAUGAUGCAGGCCGCUGGCUUUAACGAAAAAGAGAAAAUCACAUGGCAGGACUUCCACUUCCUCCUGCGGGACCAUGAGAAGGAACUGCAGUUUGCACAACUCAAUGUCAAAGGGAUGGAGAAACAGGGAAGACAGACGCUGAGUCGGGACCUGAGAGUGUCCUUCAUCUGUCCUGCAGAUGGCAACGAGAAGGCGGACAGCCAGGACAUACGCCGGCGGAAAAAGUUGGGUGUCCAAACCCCAAAGGUUUACGUGAAGCCCAAACGUGAGCAGUACAUAAGGAACCCGGUCCAACAGAAAAUCCAGCAGUUCAAACGUUUCAUUGAGAAUUACCGCCGUCACAUCGUCUGCUUCCUCGUCGUGUAUGGGAUCGUUGCAGGCGUCGCUCUUGAGAGAUGUUACCACUACGGUCUGCAGGCAGAAGCCACAGGUGUUCCUGAGACUUCAGCGGUGGGCAUCAUUGUGUCCCGUGGUUCGGCAGCCGCCAUCUCCUUUCUCUUUCCGUACAUGCUCCUCACAGUGUGCCGCAACCUCAUCACGCUUUGCAGAGAGACUUUCCUCAACCGAUACAUCCCCUUUGACGCUGCCAUUGACUUUCAUCGCUUCAUGGCCAUGACCGCCAUCAUCCUUACUGUCGUUCAUAGUUUGGGCCAUGUGGUCAACAUUUACGUCUUCUCCGUCAGUGACCUUGGCAUCCUGUCGUGCCUGUUCCCGAAGGUCUUACCAAACAAUGGGUCUGAACUUCCUCCAAAAUGGUCGUUUUGGUUUUUUCAAACUGUUCCAGGAAUGACGGGUGUUUUGCUUCUCUUUACUUUUUCAUUCAUAUAUGUUUUUGCCUCUCAUUAUUUCCGUCGUAUCAGUUUUCGUGCAUUUUGGCUGACGCAUUACCUCUACGUUGUUGUGUAUAUUCUAACAGUCGUCCACGGUAGCUUUGCUUUGUUGCAAGAGCCUCGCUUCUACAUCUACCUAAUCCCUCCUGCAUUACUCUUCCUGUUGGACAAACUCAUCAGCUUGAGCAGGAAGAAGGUGGAGAUUCCUGUGAUCACUGCUGAGUUGCUCCCAUCAGGUGUGACACAUUUGGAGUUCAAGCGACCGCAGGGCUUCAUGUACCGUUCAGGCCAGUGGGUUCGCAUAGCUUGUUUGAUGUUGGGCACAGAUGAGUACCACCCAUUCACACUGACAUCAGCACCCCAUGAAGAAACCCUCAGCCUUCACAUCCGAGCUGUCGGGCCGUGGACCAGUCGGCUCAGAGAACUGUACACUGAAGAAAACUUGCUUGAGCUAGGCACAUAUCCAAAGUUGUACCUGGACGGACCAUUUGGUGAAGGUCAUCAGGAGUGGGUUGACUUUGAGGUGUCUGUUCUAGUGGGAGGAGGAAUUGGAGUUACUCCUUUUGCAUCCAUUCUGAAGGACCUGGUGUUCAAGUCCUCCAUCAAGUCAAAGAUUCUGUGCAAAAAGGUCUACUUCAUCUGGGUGACACGAACACAACGUCAGUUUGAAUGGGUAUCAGACAUCAUUCGAGAGGUGGAGGACAUGGACACCCAGGAACUGGUCUCAGUCCACACUUACAUCACUCAGAUGGCUGAGAAGUUUGACCUCCGCACCACCAUGCUGUAUGUGUGCGAGCGCCACUUUCAGAAGGUGUGGAACCGCAGUCUGUUCACUGGCCUGAGAUCCGUCACCCACUUUGGCCGUCCACCCUUCGUGUCCUUUUUCAGCUCUCUGCAGGAGGUUCACCAUGAGGUGGGUAAAAUUGGAGUGUUCAGCUGUGGGCCGCCUGGACUGACGAAGAAUGUGGAGAAGGCUUGCCAGCAGAUGAACAAGAGGGAUCAGUCUCACUUCAUACAUCACUAUGAGAACUUCUAGGUCUGACCUACGUGAUUACAGAAGGAACAAUGAGACAGAAACAGAAUACAGCGUUAAAGACGUCAUUAUCUGACACUUUGUCACAUGCAACCACAAAUUGCUUUGAUCUCAAACAACAUUAUUAAUGAUUCUUGCUGACAACUGAUUAAAUGACAUCAUCCCGGGUUUUUUUUUCCAUCUUUGACCUUGGAUAUGAAUUAUGAUUAGAGGUACAUUAAUUUGAAGAUUUAUUUAAGAAAAUGAUUUUCUUUCAUCCAUUGUCAAAAGUGAUAAAGUUACUAAUUCUGCUCAAAAUACUAUUAUAAUUAUUGUGUGUCAUAAUGUCUUUUUGCUGUUGUCCCACAAAUUGCAUCUGCGGUUUGCAAGUAUGCAUAUUUGCAACGAUCAUUUUUUGUAUUAAUCUCACAACUUCUUCUGACUUUAUGUGAAAUAACUGUAACUACCACAUGAAUCACAAAUAAAUUUACAUUUUACAAUAA